Molecule: messenger RNA, 3471 nt
Organism: Punica granatum (pomegranate)
Lineage: Eukaryota; Viridiplantae; Streptophyta; Magnoliopsida; Myrtales; Lythraceae
Source: RefSeq, a predicted model, not a curated record
UCGUCUUUCUUUUCUAUUUAACUUUUUGAAUAACACACAAAUCUAAAAAAAAAAAAAAAUCCCAAUUUCCUACUCUUCUGUUCCUUCCUUCCUCCUCCAUUAAUGCUCUUCAUCUAUUCCACCAUUCUUCUCACUUAGCCCUAGCUAGCAACCUCCUCCUCUCAGCAGAAACCUUUAUUGCUCUCUCUCUCUCUCUCUCUCUCUCUCUCUCUCUCUCUCUGUGGUCCGUGUUUCAGCUCAGGAGGCCCGACUCUGAGCCACAUUGAUGGGGAAUGUGAUUGAUCGAGAAACCAGCUGAUCCGCACUUCCUCGGUGUCUCCUCGGUCAUCAAUGGGGAGAGCAAAUUUUCAACUCUAGGUGCAUUGGUUUUAGAUACGGGAAAGGCUUGAUCUCUUAAUGAGAAAAUGGGACUCGACAGAGAAGGCUCGAAAGGUGGAGGUUAUGUGGGUGGUUUCUUUCAUCUCUUUGACUGGAAGGCUAAAUCUCGAAAGAAAUUAUUCUCGAGCAAAUCAGAGAUACCAGAACAUUCCAAGCAGGGAAAGAAGAAUGAUGGAAACUUGCCCACAACACGUGUCUACCUGGAUCAGAUGGAUGAGGAUGACAGUGGAAUGUGGCCUAAUUCUAGAGGAAACACCGAUUAUAGUUGUGCUUCAUCAGUCACGGAUGAAGAUGGAUGUGGAAGUAGGGGGCCAAGUGUCGUAGCUCGUCUUAUGGGAUUAGAUUCCAUGCCUGCAACUUAUUCUUCGGAGCCCUACUCCACUCCCUUCUUCGAUACACAAUCUCUUCGAGAUGCUGAGUACAGCAGGAGGAGAAAUGUUGAAUACUCGCAAAACUAUCAUGAGAUGUUGCAUUCUGGAGACCUGAUCGUGAAGACAGGGGAUUCAUUCAGGAACCAUGUCGAAUCAAAGCCUCAAAGUAUAGUAAAUCGGCCAAUCGAGAAGUUCCAGACAGAAGUGAUACCUCCUAAAUCAGCGAAAACAAUUCCCAUCACGCAACAUAAGCUUUUGUCUCCAAUCAAAUGUCCUGGUUUCGUUCCAAGCAGGAAUGCUGCUCAUAUAAUGGAAGCAGCUGCCAAGAUUAUCGAGUCUGCUCCUCAAGCUACUAGUUUAAAAGGCAAGAUGGCCCUCCAGGGGGUGUCUUCAUCUACAGGGCAAUUGAGAGUUCGGGACCUCAAAGAGAGAGAGGAGACUGUGCCAAAAGCACCAUUGGGUGGGCCCUCUCCGGUGCCUCUUCGAGGUAGAGAUCUGAAGGAGAAAGUUGAAGCUGCCCAGAAAGCGGCAUUGAGGCUUCCCGAAGCUUCUCGGAGGCAAGCUGAUUCGGAUUCUGCUGCAGCGAGGUAUCUUAGAGGACAUGCCCUGAGCAAAAGUUUUAACGGCGGGGCAGGUCCAUCAUCUUCUUUCAGAGCUUCUGCUGACAAAGAAGAAAGUUCCUAUGGUUCUAAGAACAAUGGGAGGUCAAUCUCCCUGGCAAUUCAGGCAAAAGUAAACAUCCAGAAGAGAGAAGGAUUGACUUCAGGUGAAAGAAGUCAGUCGAUGGCCCAUCCAAUUGAACAGAAUGAGAAUAAGAUGAGUCAACCUUGUAGAACCCAACCACGGCCUCAGAAGAAUAUGCACAAGAAAUCAUCAAAUCACACUGUUUCUGGUGCCCUGAGGCAGAACAAUCAGAAGCAAAACUGUCAAAUUGACAAAGAGAAGUUACCUUCAAAAUCUGUAGUUUCAAACACGCAGAGUAGAAAAGUGCUCCAGAAACCUGUAAGUAAGCCUGUGGGGAGCACAAAAACCGGGUCGAGAAAGUUGGAGGUCCUUGAUGGCGACAAGGAGGUUUUCCAAUCUAACAUGAGAAACUUCCCCAGAAAGAAACGAUCAAUUGAUGGGGGCUUCCAGCUGGAGAAGAAUAAGGUUGCUCCAGAUGAUUUGUCAGCGGACAAGAACAAAAAGCCAGUUCGGACGAGUUCAGUUAUUCAGAAGCAUUUUUGCAACGCCGAAGAUAGCCGAAAGAAAGGAAUGGAUGUUGUUUCUUUCACCUUUACAGCUCCACUCACCCGAUCUAUGAUGGGUUCUGAGUCUCCUAAUCUCGGUCACUUCUCAGAAAACCGGAGUAAAAGAGUGCUCUCUGAGUCAGAUAACCUUAAAUUGUCUUCACUAGGUUAUAAUGUACUUGGAGUUGGAGGUGAUGCUCUAAGCAAGCUUCUGGAGCAGAAGUUGCAGGAACUAACUUACGAGGUUGGCUCUUCCUCUUCCUGCAAUGCUUCUGCAAGUUUGGAUUCAGUUUCAAGCUCUGCAUCUGUCUUUCAAGAUUCAGGACCCACUCCUGAUACCAUUACAUCGAAGCCAAGGCUAAAUGCUAAGAGGGAGCACAAUGUUUUACUCGGCAAUUCAUCGGGUUAUGAAAAUCGCGCAAACAUUUUUGAUCAUCCUCCACGUAAAUUGAAGCACGAGUUUCAGGGGCCUGGUUACAUGGAGGUGGACCCUGUCAUAGAUGCAAAACAGUUGCUAGAUUCGCGGCAUCCAAGUCCAGUCUCUGUUCUUGAACCUUCGUUUGUGACUGAGAGUUGCUUUUCUUCAGAUAGCAUGGACACUGAUUGGACUGAAGGAAACAAGCAAUCGGUUUCUCAAGCUGCAGAACUUCUGGGACCAAGCCCUUUAAGAAGAUUUCAUCCUUUUGAAGCUGAUAUGGAAUUAUCAGAUUCAGCUUCUUCACUAUCCAGCAGUGUUACUGUGGACACAAAAGAAUGCAACCCCAGAUGUUCUUUCGGAAUUCUCGAAACCAACUGAGUGGGAGCUAGAAUACAUUAAGGAGAUACUUUGCAACAUUGAGUUAAUGUUCAGGGACCUUUCUCUGGGUCGGGCUGACGGGAUCAUUAACCCUCAUCUCUUUGAACAGUUGGAGGCUAGAAAAGGGUUGAUAGGAACUGACGAUGUCGACUCUCGACUUAAAAGGAAAUCGCUGUUUGACUGUGUCAGUGAAUGCCUGGAGUUGAGAUUCCGACGCUUCGUGGGUGGUGGGUGCCAAUCAUGGGAACAGGGCCUUGUGCUGGUGAGAAGAAAAGAGAGAUUAGCUGAAGAUGUGUAUAGGGAGAUCUUGGGUUGGAAAGGAUUGGCCGACUUUAUGGUAGACGAUCUCGUGGACAGGGAUAUGAGCACCCAAUAUGGGAAAUGGCUCGACUUCGAACCCGACGUGUUUGAACUCGGGGUCGAGAUAGAGGACAGCAUACUCAAUUCUUUGAUUGAUGAAGCAAUUACUGCUAUUAAGCAAUUGUAAUGUCAGGUCUCUAUCAGUAGUCAUCGUGGAAGAAGCGGAAGCAGAUGGUUCUGUACGAAGAUUCAAUCGUUUCCUACCUUUGUUGAGAGUGUUUUUUUGAUUCUCCAGCUCUACCUUUGGUAGUUCUUACAUUGUUCGAGAAACAAACAUUUUUUGUCACCGGUUGUUCAUAUAAAAUAUGUCGAUUAUAUACAAUAGUCAGUUUUCUCA